Danaus chrysippus (African queen) is the source of this 4140-nucleotide messenger RNA. The record is from the annotation of a GenBank genome assembly. Lineage: Eukaryota; Metazoa; Arthropoda; Insecta; Lepidoptera; Nymphalidae.
AUGCCUUUGUCAGAAAGAUCUGUGGUGUACUUGGGUCGGGAAGGAUGGGGUCGGCGAGAGACUACUGUAAAUCAUAGGGCUCUACGUGUAACUAAAACUACAAGAAUACUAGGAGUAUUCCCGACCCCAUCCAUCAGCCAUCAAGUAGUAUUUCACCCUUUAAUGGAAGAAUUAGCCAGUCGUGGACACGAAGUGGUUGUUAUCACUGCAGAUCCAGCUUUUCCAAAAGGGAAAACUCCUCCAAAUCUGAACGAAAUUGAUGUGCAUGAUAUAGAAUACGAGACAAUUUCUGAAUUCUCACGAAAUUUUACUAAAUAUGAGGACGAUUUAAAUGUACAAAAUAAAUUUAUAUUUCAAUUUUUAACUAAAGUGUUCGAGGUGUUAGUACAGUCAGAACAGGUUCAAAAUCUAAUUCAAGAUAAAAAUAAAAGAUUCGAUUUAAUUUUUACUGAGGCAUGUAUAAGGGCAACAAUAAGUUUCUCUUAUUUAUACCAAGUGCCUGUGAUAGAGUUUAGUUCUUUCAGCGGUUAUUACGGAACUUUAGAGAGUAUUGGGGCUGCUACCCAUCCUGUUUUAUAUCCAAAUGUAAUGCGCCGUAAAUUAUCAAAUAUGACAAUCUGGGAAAAAAUAAAUGAAAUAUAUUAUCAUUAUAGUGUACUAAGUAUAUAUAAUGACCACGUAAAAUACGAAAAUGAGGUGCUGAAAAGAUUGUUUGGGUCUGAAAUACCGGAUAUUAAUGAAUUAAGGAAAAAUAUCCAAAUGGUAUUUUUGAAUGUCCAUCCGAUUUGGGACUUUAACAGACCUGUUCCAGCAAAUGUUAUAUAUCUAGGGCAAAUGCAUUUACAAAAGGAACGAGUAAAAAAGAUACCAGAAGAUUUAGAACUGUUCAUAAAUUCAUCAGUAAAUGGCUUUAUAUACAUGAGUUUUGGUUCAAACGUAAAAUUAUCCACGUUACCUCAAGAAAAAAUUCAAAUUUUCUCGAAAAUAUUUUCCGAAAUUCCCUAUGAAGUUUUAUGGAAACAAGAUGGUGAAAUACCUGUCAAUCUCCCUCAGAAUAUUAAAGUUUCUGACUGGUUUCCUCAGUCAACGCUAUUAAGACACCCGAAAAUUAGAUUAUUUAUUACCCAAGGAGGUCUGCAGUCGACAGACGAGGCUAUAUUUGCAGGAGUUCCACUAAUUGUUGUACCGUGUCUUGCUGAUCAAUGGUAUAACGCUGAUCAAUAUGUUAAGCACGGUAUUGGGAGAAUGCUGGAACUGAAUAACCUUAACGAAAAACUAUUGAAAGAAUCCAUAGAAGACGUUAUACAUAACCAAAGAAUACUAGCAGUGUUUCCACUUCCUGCGUAUAGCCAUCAAGUCACAUUCCGACCGUAUACACAAGAACUAGUGAAACGAGGUCACGAAGUUACUGUUAUAACUUCACAUCCAGCAUUUCCUAAGGGAAAAACGCCAGAAAAUUUUACAGAAAUAGAUGUACAUGACGCAGGAGAAGAAAUUAGAAAAGAAUUUUUCUCUGAGGUGCUUAAAGUUAAUAGUUUGAUAGAGCAACACACGAUGACGAUGAAUGUUUUUAGCCGCUCUUUGGAAAAAUAUCUAAGUUUAGGGCUACUGGACGAAUUUUUGAAUAACAAGAAACAUCAAUUUGAUUUGGUAGUAGUGGAGGCUAGUGUAAAGCAAGCUUUGGUAUUUUCGCACGUAUUUCAAGCACCAGCUAUUCAAUUGAGUUCAUUUGGUGGAUACCUCGGAACAUUAGAAGCUGUGGGAGCUGCAACUCAUCCUUUAUUGUACCCAUCAAUAGAAAGACAAAGAUUUCAAAAUCUAACAAUGUGGAAUAAAUUAUUGGAAUACUUUAAUCAUUAUUACCUCAUGUGGACAUAUUAUAAUGUCGAAAAUUAUGACAAUAUGGUUCUUAAAAAAUAUUUUGGCCCUGACGUUCCAGAAUUAUCUCAAUUGAUGAAGAACAUUGCCCUGGUUUUAUUAAACAUCCACUCUGUUUGGGAUGCCAAUCGUCCUGUACCACCUAACGUUAUAUAUUUAGGUGAAUUGAAUAAAAAUAAACCGAAAAGUUUAGAACAGGAAAUUCAAUCUUAUUUAGAUUCAUCUAAACACGGAGUUAUAUAUGUUAGUUUCGGAACAAAUAUUAACAAAGGCAUACUGACACCUGAAAAACUACAGAUUAUGAUUAAAGUAUUAUCUGAACUGCCUUAUGAUGUAUUAAUGAAGAAUGAUAACGUGGGAGCUAUAGACCCUUCAAUCAAGAACAUUAGACUGUUUGAUUGGGUUCCUCAGACGGGUGUUCUAAGUCAUCCAAAAGUAAAACUCUUUAUUACACAAGGAGGUCUGCAAUCAUCACAUGAAGCUAUAGAAGCCGCUGUACCAUUGAUUGGUAUUCCAUUGAUGUGGGAUCAAUGGUUGAAUGUCGAUAAAUACGUCAAAUUUAAAAUAGGACUUCAAUUAGAUAUAUACUCCUUAAACGAAGAUAUGUUUAGAACAACUCUAGAAACAGUUCUAGGUGAUGAAAGUUUUAAAACAAACAUAGAAAAACUUCGCACUAUAAUGAAUGAUCAGCCUCAAACGCCAGUAGAGAAAGCUGUAUGGUGGACAGAAUACGUUUUAAAAUACGGCGGCGAACAUCUGAGAACAGAAGCAGCGGACUUGGAGUUGUCGGAAUAUUAUGAAAUUGAAUUAAUAUCUUCUAUUAUAACAGCCGUCAUUGUUAUACUAAUAUCCGUAUUCUUAUUGAUGAAAAAGGAAUUAGCGAAACGUGGACACAAAGUUACCGUCAUAACGCCAUACCCAGCUUUUUCUGAGAAAGAAUUACCUGAUAAUCUUACAGAAAUUGAUAUAAAUGGGCCAGCCGAAGAAGAGAGAACUAAAAUGUUCUUGAAAUUAGAAAAAGCUAAUAGCUUAUUAGAACAACAGACAAUAGGUAUUAAAGCUGUAUACCAUUUGAUGAAAAAAUAUUUUGAUUCUGGUUUACUAAAUGAGUAUUUAAACGAUAAGGUGCAUAAAUUCGAUUUAGUGGUAGUGGAAGCUACAGCGGCACAAGCAUUAAUAUUUUCAUAUAUAUUUAAAGCGCCUGCUAUACAAAUUAGUUCAUUCGGUGGAAACUAUGGUACAUUUGAGGCAAUAGGAGCUUCAACUCAUCCUUUAAUAUACCCUUCACCUGCAAGACAAAGAUUUCAAGGUCUUACAAUGUGGAAUAGAUUGUUGGAAUAUUUUUCUCAUUAUUACCUUAUGUGGACUUAUUAUGAUUCUGUAAAGUCCGAUGAUAUAUUGCUUAAGGAAUAUUUUGGUCCUGAUACCCCAGGAAUGGCCAAACUAAAACAUAAUAUUGCUCUAAUAUUAUUAAACAUACAUCAUAUUUGGGACGCUAAUCGGCCUGUUCCGCCUAAUGUGGUGUACAUCGGCGAGUUAAAACAAAAUGAAAGAAAAGAAUUACCAAAGGAAUUGAAAGAGUAUCUAGAUUCAUCGAAAAAUGGAGUUAUAUAUGUGAGUUUCGGGACAAAUGUUAAUAAAGGUGUACUCACACCCGAAAAAAUAGAAAUUAUGAUGAAAGUAUUUUAUGAUCUACCAUAUGACAUUUUAAUGAAGAGUGACAGUGUAACUGAUAUGUAUUCAUCAAAAAAUAUCAAAAUGUUUAAUUGGAUUCCUCAAACUGAUGUGCUACAUCACCCUAAACUAAAAUUAUUCAUCACUCAAGGCGGUUUGCAGUCAUCGCAUGAAGCUAUCGAUGCUGGAGUGCCACUGAUCGGUAUUCCAAUGAUGUGGGAUCAGUGGCUUAAUGUAGAUAGAUAUGUUAAAUUUAAAAUAGGACUCCAAUUAGAUAUAAAUACACUCGACGAAAAAACGAUGCGAAAAGCUAUAGACACUGUUGUAAACGACGAAAGCUAUAAAAAUAAUAUAGUGAAACUCCGUAAUUUCUUAUAUGAUCAACCUCAAAAACCGUUGGAAAAGGCUAUUUGGUGGACAGAAUAUGUUUUAAAAUAUGGAGGAGAACAUUUGCGUACCCCAGCGGCCACAGUAGAAUGGUCAGAAUAUUACGAAAUUGAGAUAAUAAUGUCUAUUGCAUUAGCGAUCUUGUGUGUUGUGUUUGCUGGUGUUUUUUCAGUAAAGAGCUUAGUUCAUAAGUUGAGAUGA